GGCGACCGCACAACAACCGGGCAAAAUGGCGGCGCCCACAAACGAGGAGGGUCCCACUUUGGAGCCCGGCGCCGCUCCUUAUGGCAACUUCCCCAAUUACUCCCGCUUCCACCCGCCCGAGGGCCGCCUCCGCCUCUUACCCGGAGGACUCCUGCGGCAGCUGUUCCCCUCGGACGCCCGCCCGCUGCUGGGGCUCGACGUGGGCUGCAAUUCUGGGGAGCUGAGUGUGGCUCUGUACCGGCAUCUGCUCGGCCUUCAGGAGGGCAAAGGCAGCCCAGAGCAGCCUGCAGAUGGGAAGGAUCUAUACCUUCUGUGCUGUGACAUUGAUCCGGUGCUCAUUGAGAGGGCUCAGCAGAGCAGCCCCUUCCCUAACUCCAUAUCCUUUGCCAGCCUGGACAUCAUGGACUCCACCUCCAGAGAGCCAUUCCUCAGCUCCUACCUGAGCCGUUUUGGCCGUUCUACCUUUGACAUCAGCUUUUGCAUGUCUGUGACUAUGUGGAUCCACUUGAACCACGGGGACAGAGGCCUGGUGGAGUUCCUGGCCUUCCUGUCCUCUCAGUGCAGGUACUUGCUGAUUGAACCCCAGCCCUGGAAGUGCUACAGAGCAGCUGCCCGCCGCCUGCGGAAGCUGGGCAGGAACGACUUCGAUCACUUCCGAUCUCUUGCCAUCAACGGGGAUAUGGCAGAGAGGAUCACACAGAUCUUAACAAAGGACUGCACCAUGGAGCUGGUGUGCUGCUUUGGGAGCACCAGCUGGGACAGAAGCCUCUUGCUCUUUAAGUCAAAUGGCUCAAAUCAUGAGGGCAGGGAGCCUUCAGAACAGCAGCAGUGACUGACAAAGGGACUCUUGUGCUCCUGAGUUUGUGGGCAAGCUACAGAGUCACAUACAGGAAUUCCUACAUCCCUAUCGGGGUCAGACCUUGACCUCCCUAGGGAGUUUGAAGCAACUAAUAUCUGUGCAUUGUUGUUUGUUUUUUUUCCUCUUCACAUCUGUAAAAUGUGGUGGCAGUUCUGACCUAUCUUGUGGGUUCUGAGGUUGCUGUUCCUAGAAAGUACUCUUGAAAUCCAAGCUGCUAUAUGUGUGAUUUCUUACCAAGGAUGUUCCUUGGAAGAAGAGAGAACAUGCCUUUUUUUUUUUUUUUUUGCACACACAGCUUUUUGAGGAAAGGGGGGCGGCAAAUCCAUUUCUACUCACUCAUGUGAUGCAGUUUGUUCUGCUUCUUGUUGUGUUUUCUAGAUAGAAGGCUUAAGGAAAACACACAGCCUGCUUUACCAGCCAUGAAUGAGUAAGUUGGAUCAUUGCAGAAUGUAUUUUGGUCACAGUGUCCUGUGCACCUUUACAGAUGGGAUUUGCCUGGUUUGGAGGCUGUCAGUGGUGUGAACUUUCUUUGGAGUGAAGGAUUUCCUUGACAGAGCAUGUAUUCAUUGAAGAGUGUAACAAAGUGAGAGCUCUUUGUAACAAUGUCCUUAAAAUAAAAUAAUUUAAUUU
Molecule: messenger RNA, 1489 nt
Organism: Phasianus colchicus (ring-necked pheasant)
Lineage: Eukaryota; Metazoa; Chordata; Aves; Galliformes; Phasianidae
Gene: BCDIN3D
Product: BCDIN3 domain containing RNA methyltransferase
Biological process (GO): negative regulation of pre-miRNA processing
Cellular component (GO): cytoplasm
Molecular function (GO): RNA methyltransferase activity; O-methyltransferase activity
Source: RefSeq, a predicted model, not a curated record